This is a messenger RNA of Zingiber officinale, 2746 nucleotides long. RefSeq names its product ubiquitin carboxyl-terminal hydrolase 25-like. NCBI's taxonomy places the organism in Eukaryota, Viridiplantae, Streptophyta, Magnoliopsida, Zingiberales, Zingiberaceae. Gene Ontology annotation, cellular component: nucleus; cytosol. The record is from RefSeq and is a predicted model, not a curated record. The transcript is spliced from 8 exons. Bases 318 to 2321 code for a protein of 667 amino acids. Gene Ontology annotation, biological process: protein deubiquitination. Gene Ontology annotation, molecular function: cysteine-type deubiquitinase activity; cysteine-type endopeptidase activity.
ACUUCGUACCGCAAACGAUUGCUUAACGCGGCUCUCGCGUCUCUUUCCCUCGCUUCGCCGCCUCGCUCUCCUCCUCCUUCGCCCCCUACCCAGCCUCCUCCUCCUCCUCCUCCUCUACCCAUCCGGGGACGAGUGGCGUCGUCGACCACCACGAGGAACCGGCAGUGCCGGCACCGGUGCGGCAGACGUGGCGCGGCGGAGCCAUCGGAUUUGAUGCGGGCGAAUGAGGAGCGAGAGGAGGAGGUUUCCGACGCGUCGAAGAGGAGAAGGGGAAUCGCCGACGGAACCACUAUUGCGGCCCUCGGCAGUGGUCGUUGAUGGGUCUGCAGAUGACAUGGCACGCGCGCUGCCGCAGGGGGGGCGCCUCUCCUCUCGGCCUUAAAAACCUCGGCAACUCUUGCUAUCUUAAUAGCGUCCUCCAGUGCCUCACCUACACCCCUCCCCUCGCCCAGUUCUGCCUCUCCUCCCGCCAUUCCUCACUCUGCAAGUCGGUGUUCGCGAAUCGGGAGAAGGAGUGCCCAUUCUGCAUCCUCGAGCGGCAAAUCGUUCGAUCACUCACCCUUGACGGAGCGAAUAUCACUGAAUCGCCGUCCAAGAUUCUAAAGUGCUUGUCUCUAUUUGCGGAGCAUUUCCGUUGGGGGCGCCAGGAGGACGCUCACGAAUUCCUUAGAUAUGUGAUUGACGCAUGCCAUAAUGCCUGCCUCAAGCUGCACAAGCUAAAUGGUUGUGGUGGAGCCAGUGGAGGGGUGACUAAUGGAGAUUCUAAAGUGGAGGGGCGCUCGAGGCCCACCACCGUGAUGAACGAGAUCUUUGGAGGGGCGUUGCUAAGUCAGGUGAAGUGCCUCACUUGCAAUGGUGAUUCAAACAAGGUGGACGAGAUUUUGGAUAUCUGUCUCGAUGUUUUCCACAACAGCUCCUUGAAGGAUGCUCUUGCUCGAUUUUUUCAGCCAGAAGAAUUGGAUGGCAACAAUAAAUACAGCUGCAGCAAUUGUAAGAAACUCUCAGUAGCAAAGAAGCAGAUGUUCAUACAUCGAGCACCAAAUGUUCUAGUCAUCCAACUCAAGAGAUUUGAAGGCAUACAUGGUGGGAAGAUUAAUCGAAACAUUGAUUUUGAUGAGCUUCUUGGGCUUUCAAAGUUCAUGUCCAAUCCGAGUCAGUUGCAGGAUCUGGAGCCAGAGUACAGUCUUUUCGGUUGUAUAGUACACUCAGGUUUCUCACCAGAAUCUGGACAUUAUUACGCUUACAUUAAGGAUGCUUCUGGUCGAUGGUUCUGUUGUAAUGAUGCCCAUGUUUCACUUUCAAGCUCACAAGAAGUUUUGUCAGAGAAGGUUUACAUGCUUUUUUAUAUACGCACCAACGGGUGCCCAAAGCCCACCAAAUCUGCUUUAUCUUGCAAUGGCUUCAAACCUUCUGUUGUAAAUGGAAGCAGUGUUCAAAGCCAGAAGACUGUACAGGUUCUAAAACCAACUAUUGCUAAUUCCAACGGGGCAUCUUCUACAAAUAAUGGCUCGGCAUUGCUGAAGAACGGUAAACCAUUUUCAUCUCCGCAAAUUAAGCCCAUUAAUCUCAAGAAUCUUGAGAUAAAAAGGACUUUCCCAAAUGGUAAUGGGAACCUUGAUAUUCAGAAAAAAGGAGCUAGUGGAGAAGGCAUAACAACACUUGCUAGCUGUUCCCCAAGUGAAAAUAAGACGGUACAAAAAUUUGAGACAUCGACAACUUCUAAUCUCAAUGCAGCUAGUGUAGACAUAUCAUUCGAUGGGCAGCAGAAUAAGCAUACGUCUCUUUUGCCAAAUGGAAAUGGGUGCUCUCAGCCAUCAAAGAGACACUCGAACUCGGAGGACACUGAGUAUGUAGCAGCUACAAGAAAAGAUUCUGGUAAUGCUAGUUCAGCUAAAGUGAAGAUUGAUAAUCAUCAAAAAGUUAAUCCAGAAGUACACAGUACGAAAAGCAGCGAAAAUUCUGAUUCAAGCACUAAUGAUGCCGCCCCUUUGCCAAGGGAAAAUGGCUCAUACAAGAAUGAGAUAUCAUGUGGCAAAAAACAUUCGCGAGAAAUUGAAAAGUUCAAAGAAUUGCUAUCCCGAGAAGCCUCAUCCGAACUUCACUCUUGUGGAUGGGUGGAUAAAGUUCAAGACUUUAUGCGAGCUAAAAAAAGAUUAUGCUUGCAAGCAGCAGAUGUCUCUUAUGAUAAGAGUUCAACAAGGAAACAAUUGAUAAGCGAUGCAAGGAAGACUUUCAUCUCGCAAAUUCCAGAAUCGCUUAAGGAGCAUCUCGUCGAACGCCUAAGAUCUUUUAGUCAAGAAUCACCUCUUUCAGAUCCGUAAAUAUCAAACAAGAUACGAUCUACCUCUGGAGAACUCACUAAUCCAGUCUUAUAUACUGCAACUGGAUGAUGGUUGGACACAACCGACAACCGACUGUUUCAGACACUGCCUUCUCGCGCACUUGCGAUAUUUUGAUUAUACACUUUCGAUACCUGGAGAAUUUCGAAACUUUUGCGGUAAAAUUUUCGCAGAAGCCUCACCUGAAGCACCUAGUUCCUCAAGCCUUCUUCAUUAGGAACUCUUCUUCCUCCCUCCAUCAGUGAGAUUCACAAUUUUGACUUCGAAAUUUUUGUUGUGCCGUUGGAGGUCGAGAGCAUGUAAAAUGUGUUCUAUUUGUUUCAGUGCACAGAGUGUUAGAGUUAAUUUGUCAUCCCUAGUAUAAUUUUUGAUAUUUAAUAAAUUUGGCACAUAAAGAUUAGUAAUUA